AAACACAGAUCGGAAACGCGCCAGGAUGAUGUAAACGGUCCAAUCGUCCUAUAAUUAUCCAUCAUGUUCCUCUCGCACCCCUGUGACUCUUCGCUUCCGCAACACAACACAACCGCACACCAUGUCCGACGUUCCUGACGCUCUCCUACCAGGCAACCCCAAACAACAAGAGAUCGAGCGAGCUUUCGCUGGGAGAAACGAUGCGGAUGGGAUCGAGGGGCCAACCGAUAGCCAUGCGCUGUCCAAGUUGAGUCCCGAUGACGAGGCCAAGGGGUUGGCUCAUAAGGCUGGUGAUACUGAGCAUGUCUCCGACAUUGGGUGGGGGAAGUCGGAUGUUAUUGAAGAGAGGAUUGUUCCGGGGCUGUCGAACGAGGAUUUGUUCCUCUUGAUUCGGCGGUUUAAUAGGCAAAUCUACAACGUCAAAGCCAUUCCAGACGUGCCAUUGCAGCGACUCGAUCUUAACCGCGCAGAAGACGACCACUUCUCGCCGGACAAGCUGCGCGCGACUUUGGAGCGCUUCUACACCACAAUCGUGAUCGGACUUACUGCCUUUGUUAAGCACAUUGCGCGGUUGCGAUCAUGGAGAGAGCCUCGUCGGACCUCAGCAUUCUGCUCGGUUUACUUCACAGCCUGGUUUCUAGACCUUAUUGCGCCCACGCUAAUCACUACACUAAUCGUCCUAGUUCUGUUCCCAGCAUCUCGGAAACUGCUCUUUCCCCCUGCACCCAUCGCGCUUGUAGACACCUCCACGGGCGGCGUUCAGAAACCAAAGGCGGGCGUGCUCGGUUCUGAUGAUAGUGUCACUGGCGCUCCAGAGAAAUUCAAGGGAGAAGCCGCCGAGCAGGAAGCUAGUAACUUGAUUGCGAGCGUCGCUACGGUAGCUGUCGGGAGCGCGGCUGGGAAGGAUGAUCAGGGAACACCGGAGAGCGCUCCGAUUGAAGAGCAGGUGCCGGAUCCGAUGGAUAUCGUUUCCGAGACCGCCGAUGCUCAAGCCAAGGCGUCGGGUGAAGUUCCCUCAGAUUCGCAUGACAAGACUCGACAGCCGAUGCGAGAUACUGUACUCAAUGGUGCGGACCAGGCGAUGCGGAUCAUGGCCGAUGUCAUUGAUACUUGGGAGAGGUUUGCAAAUGCACUCUCCCCAACGCCUCCCUUCUCGAUGAUGACACCCCGUCUGCGUCUGACAGCCGUCCUCGCAUCCGGUCUUCUUGUUGCAUUCAUCACUCCAAGCUACCUCUUCAUGAAGAUGACCACUCUCUUCAUCGGCUUUGGCUUCUUCGGAGACCCAAUCAUCCUCAAGGGCAUCCACUACCUAGACCAGAAAUACCCACACUGGAAGGAACUCUCGCAGCUUCAGAACUCCCUCCUAAAAGGCGUCCCCACAAACGCCCAAUUGACCCUAACCCUCCUCCGCAUCGGCGAAGCCAACGGCGCGCCCAUCCCACCCCCGCCCUCUGGCUCCCUCGACGAAGCGCCCUCGCGCGCCGCCUCGCUUGACCACGAACAACUAACUCUCGGCGCAACGGACGAGGAAAUCAGUCGCGCCGCCGCCCCAGAAAGAGACCCUCUCAAGAGCGACGUCGCAAAGGAAGCCGAGGCGAACGCACAGAAACCCAAGAAAACGUUUAUGUCCCGCGUGAUGAAUUUCUUCCGCGGGACGACGGCCGCAGGCAUUGAGAGUAAACUUGCUGUUGCGCGGGCGCGCGCAGAGAUUGGGUCCGCGCAUGCGAAGAAUCAGAAGGGUGCGUUGCAGAAGAAGGGGUUGGAUAUCCGGCCUUCGGGGCCCGUUGAGUUCGAUGCGCGGUAUAAAGGAAACCGCGGGAUGGCGGUUAUUGAUUCUUCGCAGGAGCCGCCUGUGCUUUAUUUCACAACCGAUUCCACAGUCCAACAGGGCGACUACAGGAUGUCGAGCCGCAAGAAUGGCACGGUACGCUUUACACUACCCGUGACUAACAUCCAGGAGAUGCGCAAGAUUGGAGGCAUGGGGUGGAAAGGGAAGCUGGUCGCCGGGUGGGCUGUUGGCGGGAAGGAGGUUGUUGAUGGGCUUGUGGUAUCGGGCAAGGGAGUGCAGGAGUCGUAUCAGCUUACGGCAAUGAGUAAGAGGGAUGCGCUGUUUAAUCGGCUUGUGGCGAUUGAUGGACAGGUUUGGACGUCUUUCUGAUGAGGUACGCGUGUUUGCUGAGAUUUUGCAGGUUUGGAAAUAGGUUUCUUUUCUAUCUUUUCAUUCUCUUGUCGGUCGAUGCAUGAGUAUACGCCAUGCAGGCCCAUUUUGGUGGUCGGUGGAUAUGGACGGACUUACCGGGACAUCUUUCUCGCUGUUGUAUAAUAGUUGCUAACAAUGGAAUGAAUACUAAGUCCAACAGAUGGUGUUGUGACCAACUUAUCCUUCUUGGGGUCUGAAAGCAAUACAACUAGUUGAUCACAGCACAAACAAGCAGGGGCGCGCUGCAAAGAUCUUUGACAAGG
Molecule: messenger RNA, 2463 nt
Organism: Aspergillus calidoustus
Lineage: Eukaryota; Fungi; Ascomycota; Eurotiomycetes; Eurotiales; Aspergillaceae
Source: the annotation of a GenBank genome assembly